This is a messenger RNA of Thermothelomyces thermophilus ATCC 42464, 855 nucleotides long. RefSeq lists its product as uncharacterized. Gene Ontology annotation, cellular component: cytosol; fungal-type vacuole membrane; autophagosome. Gene Ontology annotation, biological process: cellular response to nitrogen starvation; macroautophagy. Lineage: Eukaryota; Fungi; Ascomycota; Sordariomycetes; Sordariales; Chaetomiaceae. The record is from RefSeq and is a predicted model, not a curated record. Bases 167 to 532 code for a protein of 121 amino acids. The transcript is spliced from 4 exons. Gene Ontology annotation, molecular function: phosphatidylethanolamine binding.
CGAGCGUUUAUCAAGGCGCCAGCCUACGCAACCUUGCCCGACGUCAACCUUCUUCCUCCAACAAUCCACCCCUCUUCUACUUUUCCCACAAAAAAAUUAUCGCUGAUACCCGAUCUUCCGCUGGCAUCGCUUAAUCCAUCGAUCCAUUACCCUCACAACCGCCAAAAUGCGCAGCAAGUUCAAAGACGAGCACCCCUUCGAGAAGCGCAAGGCUGAGGCCGAGCGCAUCCGCCAGAAGUACUCUGACCGCAUUCCUGUCAUCUGCGAAAAGGUCGAGAAGAGCGACAUCGCGACCAUUGACAAGAAGAAGUACCUGGUACCAGCAGACCUCACCGUCGGCCAGUUCGUCUACGUCAUCCGCAAGCGGAUCAAGCUCUCCCCGGAGAAGGCCAUCUUCAUCUUCGUCGACGAGGUGCUGCCACCGACGGCCGCGCUGAUGAGCAGCAUCUACGAGGAGCACAAGGACGAGGACGGGUUCCUUUACAUCACCUACUCGGGCGAGAACACUUUUGGCAACUUCGAGACCGCCUGAGCAGGUGGGAUUCUUCGACCUCGUCCUUACAUUUCCUAGAUUCGUUCGCGGCGUUUUCGGUUAUUGAUUUGGGACGACUCAAGAGACUAGGGUUCGCUUGGGAGAGGACGGACUGGGUUAUGAUGCACAGCGUUUUUCUUUGCUGGGAUCGUCUUGCAGUAGCUUCUUGAGCCUCCGAUGACGUCAGGGAAGGGAAAGGCGCAUGCCACGGCGGCAGCAGGUUAGCCGGCGAUCGAACACGACGAGAAUGGUUCUCUGCCAGAGACCACGAACAGGGUCGGUGCCAGCCUCUAUAUUAUCACGCCAAGAACGACGGUUUCCCG